Cylicocyclus nassatus is the source of this 1375-nucleotide messenger RNA. NCBI's taxonomy places the organism in Eukaryota, Metazoa, Nematoda, Chromadorea, Rhabditida, Strongylidae. The record is from the annotation of a GenBank genome assembly.
AUGGUAUGGUAUAAAUCUAUCCGACCUGUGGUGCUUGCCGCAUCAGCACUAGCCUAUGGUGCCAACAAAGCAGCAUUAUUAGACGACGGAAGCAAGAAUGAACGACGUCCCUAUGGUGCAGCGCUUACUAUGGAAGAAAAAAGAAAAAAAGCAAAACAAGCGAUAAAACGGCAAAUGGUCAUUGCUGGUAUACCAGGACUUUCUGUGGGAGUGAGCGUUGAUGGUCGAGUGGUAUGGCGCGAUGGUUUCGGUUUCGCUAAUGUGGAAAGUAGAAGUCGCUGUACAGAGAACACAGUGAUGCGGAUUGCAAGUAUUAGUAAACCUAUCACAGCGACUAUAGCAGCAAGACUUGCACAGAGCGGUAAACUCGAUUUAGACAAACCUAUUCAGGAAUAUCUCCCAAACUAUCCACAGAAAAAGUUCGACGGCAAGCCAGUGACAAUAUCCGUGCGUCAACUUUUAUCUCAUACUGGAGGUAUAAGACACUACAAAAAAGAGGAGAAGGACAAACUGGACCCUGAUGCUUUUGUAAGCAGCGACUCGGAAGCAAAAGAAUUUUAUUCAAAUGUGUGUUGCAAGAAUAUGGAAGAAUCAUUAGCAAUGUUCCAGAAUGAUGAUCUGAUUGCUAAACCUGGAAUGAAGUUCAGCUACUCGACCUACGGAACUGUUCUUGUGAGUGCUGUACUCGAAAAAGCAUCCGGGAAGGAAUACAAGAAGUUGCUGGAGGAUCUGACUUUCCAGCUAGGAUUGAGGCACACGACCUUAGACGAAAACAAAAGAGUGAUUCCGGAUCGAACAAACUAUUAUGUGCGCAAUCGUAAACAUAUAUUGGAGAACUGUCCAGAAGUGGAUAAUUCUUGCAAAUGGGCAGGGGGUGGUCUCCUCUCCGACGUAAAUGAUUUGCUCACUUUCGCCAAUUAUAUUCUUUACAGUCAUCAAGCAGAUCCAAAUGCGAAAGACGCGUACCUCAGCAAGGAAGUGAUCGACAUGUUGUGGAAUGGCCAAGCUGCUGUCAAUGACAGAAUACUCGCUGGUCUAGGAUGGAUGCGUGUGAACAGCGACGACUUUGCUGGAGGCCAUCAGAAAAGCUCGCUUGGAGGGAUAUGGUACCAUACAGGAGCGGGGGUUGGUGCAUCAUCGGUCCUACUCAUCCGCCCGAAGAAUUCCGCCGACAACAAACCUCCUUCUGGAGUAUGUGUAGCCAUGCUGUGCAACCUCCAGGAUACUUCAUUGCUCAACUUGGCAAAAGAAAUCGAAGAAAUAUUCAGAGAUUAACCUAUCUAUGCUUCACUAACUGCCAUGUAGUUCACCCAACAGUCAUACUGUGAUAGAUUCACCGGUGAUCGCAGGCAGCUGGGCAGGGAGAAACUGCAGG